GGACGGAGUCAGUUUUGCCCCUUCUGUCCGUAAGGCAGGUCGAAAGGGGGAGAAAAAGAGUGUAGUUAAAUAGUUUAGUGUUCCUACCGGCUGAAAUUUGCACAUAUAGUUUGUGUUACAUAGAAAGGAUGAACUAGUUUAACUAGUAAUAAUACUUUAGUAGUAGUAGUAGUAGAUAGUCAAAAAGAAGGGUGUGAUCCAUUUUUAGGGGUGGGGGGUGGACAAAGAAAAAGAUAUAGAACAAGGAGGGAGGAACCAUAGGGAAAAACCAUAGGGAAAAUAUCCUUAGGGGAUAUAUAUGUAUAUUUGAAGUGAAGACAAACAGGGAGUUAAGGAAAGAAGAGUUUUUUGAGUUAUCAUCAAAAUGGGUACAACAAGUGCUUACACUGAUUCGGAAUGUAUCAGAGAUAAGACCAGUGAUACUUCGAUCGAGGCCUUCUUUGCAGAUUCAGUAAUAUUCGUAACCGGUGCAACUGGUUUUGUCGGAAAAGCUCUCAUAGAAAAACUUUUACGAUCGUGUUCACGAUUAAGCAAGAUCUAUUUACUGAUUCGCCCAAAAAAGGAUCAAAUAGUUAAAGAAAGAUUUAAGAUGCUUAUGAAUAAUUCGAUUUUCGAUAAAAUUCGUUGCGAAAAUCCCGAUUUAAUAAACAAAGUUUAUCCGAUAAAAGGUGAUGUGAGCGAAAAAGACUUGGGUUUGAGUCACGAAGACAAAAUGAAAUUAACUCAAACCGUAAAUAUAGUUUUUCACUGUGCAGCUACUGUGCGUUUUACCGAACCACUCAAAUUAGCCGUUAAAUUGAAUAUUAGAGCAACGGAUAGGAUUUUAGAUUUAUGUAAAUCUAUAACACGUCUUAAAAGCUUUGUCCAUGUUAGUACAGCUUACAGUAACGCUGAUAAACACGAAGUAAAAGAACUCGUUUAUAAAACAAAAAUAACACCACAAGUCAUCAUGGAUAUGUGUGAAAAUCUUGAUGAUGAUACAUUAACGUUAUUAGAAACAAAAUUACUUGAAAAACAUCCAAAUACUUAUACAUUAACAAAAGGUAUUGCUGAAGAGCUCGUAUCGAAAAAAGGAAUUGAUUUACCAACUAUAAUAGUUAGACCUAGUAUAAUUUGUGCUGCUUAUAAGGAACCACUUCCAGGAUGGGUAGAUAAUUUAUAUGGUAUUACAGGUAUUAUAACUGAAAUUGGUAGAGGUACCAUUAGGAGUAUAUACGGGGAUAGAAAAUUGAAAAUUGAUGUUGUACCAGUUGAUUAUGUUGUUGAUACAUUGAUAUGUGCAGCUUGGCAUGGUACAGUACAUCGUAAUGGUUCUAUUCAAGUUUACAAUUGUACAAGUAGCACUAGCAAUCCUAUCAGUUGGGGAGAUUUUGCUAAACACAUAAGAAAACAUGUUAUAGAAUUUCCAUCGAAAUACGUUAUGUGGUAUCCUAACGUUGCAAUUAGAACCAACAAAUUAAUUCACAAAAUAAUAGUCGUUAUAUUACACUUUGUACCUGCAUUCUUAUUGGAUAUGUUGUUAAUAUGUCAGGGUAGUAAACCGAUGAUGUUAAACCUGUCGAAACGUAUCGAUCGAGCUGCAAAAGUUGGAUCAUUUUUUGCCUUACACGAAUGGAAUUUUGCUUUAGACAAUAUGAUGGAUUUGAUUAAACAUGUUAAAACUAUGAACGAUUGUAAUCAUUUUCGUGUUGACUUUAAAGACAUCGAUUGGGAUGCGUAUACGCGUCAAUAUACUUUGGGUAUUAGAACAUACAUUUUAAAAGAUGAUCCUGAUUCCUUGAAAAAAGCACGAAGUCGACUUUCCAAGUUGUAUUGGCUACGUAAAUUAAUUCAAGUAAUGAGCAUCUUAUUUUUGUACAAAUUUUUAAAAUACGUUGGCUAGGGAAUAUUCUUUUUUGCUCAAAAAGCAAACGAAAAAUUGAUUAAACGUCAUUAGGAAGAAUUAUAUUGUGGCCAAUAAAAUCAAUUAUAAUUUCAUAAAUAUUUGGUUUUUUUUUUCUAUAGAUAGAAAAAUCACCA
Molecule: messenger RNA, 2019 nt
Organism: Polistes dominula (European paper wasp)
Lineage: Eukaryota; Metazoa; Arthropoda; Insecta; Hymenoptera; Vespidae
Product: putative fatty acyl-CoA reductase CG5065
Biological process (GO): long-chain fatty-acyl-CoA metabolic process
Cellular component (GO): peroxisome
Molecular function (GO): alcohol-forming very long-chain fatty acyl-CoA reductase (NADP+) activity
Source: RefSeq, a predicted model, not a curated record